AGAAAAGAAUGUAACGUUCCAUGUUCUUUGAUAUGCCUGCGAGGAAUCAUUUCAUUUUACUAUCAGCGAUUCUGAUGGGAACAGGCAGUACGAAUUUGAGAUAUACCAACCUGAGGUCUGCGUGCAUCGGCCGCAGACCAAUCAUUUCAAGAAACGGCGCUAUACACUUCGAAGCGUCUACGAUGAGAUCUAGGAGUUAUCACCGUAGAAUAAGCGAAGAUGUUCUACUAUCAAAGUCGCAGUCGUUCCCAAGCAAACUUAGCUACGAUCAGUGCUUCGUCUUCGGCGUUCCCAAGAUUGACUUGGAUCAUUUCGGGUACCCGCACGUACGCUCUAUUAAGCUGGAAUGGGACUCUGUCAAUCUAGCCAAGCAGUAAUAAGGUAUGAUCAUGACCGUGAACAGUUACUAAAACGAUCUUGAACAACACACUUCCUUCAACCUUGCGAGUUAAUUUGCAAUGAUCACUCAGUAUGUUACACAGCCCAUAUUAUUCACAUGAACUUGAACAUACCAGACAUAUGUUGUAGUGAAUACAAACUGGAAAUUGAAA
This is a messenger RNA of Suillus plorans, 551 nucleotides long. RefSeq lists its product as uncharacterized. Lineage: Eukaryota; Fungi; Basidiomycota; Agaricomycetes; Boletales; Suillaceae. Bases 21 to 377 code for a protein of 118 amino acids. The transcript has a single exon. The record is from RefSeq and is a predicted model, not a curated record.